Molecule: messenger RNA, 735 nt
Organism: Glarea lozoyensis ATCC 20868
Lineage: Eukaryota; Fungi; Ascomycota; Leotiomycetes; Helotiales; Helotiaceae
Exons: 2
Coding region: 1-735 (244 amino acids)
Molecular function (GO): metallopeptidase activity
Source: RefSeq, a predicted model, not a curated record
AUGACUUUCGAUGGGCUGGCUAUCUAUCUCCACCAAACUUUCAAAUCUAAAUACCCGCCAACCACCGAGGAGCAUUUGGAAUUUCUUAAAAAAGAGGAAGAGGCUGAACAUGAUAAGCAAAUGAUGGAUGCUGCGGAGCCAUUACUUCAGAUGUUCCCCCAGUUUCUGGCACUGGAAGGAGAUGGUGAUCGGAUAGUCGAUCCAAUGGGUGGUGAGCUACCAUUGCGCCCGGUGGUAGGCGUGUACCCGGCAACAUACAUCGAAGCGGCGUGCACUAAAUCAGAAGAAGCAACUCUCACAUACGCUUGGGAGGAUGCAAAAGGUCAUAAGAUACCGGGCUUCGAUUGCGAUAAUGAUGCUAAAGCCGGUAGCUAUUCCCGUCGGGUCAGCACAGGAAUUACUAUACAGCAAACUGCAUUCUGUCUCGGCUUCUUCUUAGAAGAGAGGAUAGGUCAAAAGUUUGCUUUCUUAAGGGAUUCAGAGGGUCGAUUAAAUAUGGACAACUACCAAGAUAAUACGGCAAGAACUAUAAUACACGAGGCUUACAAAUACGACUUUAUAGGCUUACCACAGGCAAUAGACGGUGCAUACGGCGCUGAGGAUGUUUACAAAUUGGCUAGAGUUGCCGGAACCGAGCUAGAAUUCGUCAACUCAGAUUCGUAUACUAUCGACGCGUUAUCUAUCUAUCUUCACCAGAUUCUUCAAUCAGAUCGUCCGCCUUACCGGCUUACUUAA